GAAACACUUCAAAUUGUCCUUCUCUUCAGCUCACCCAACCCACAAAGCACAGAUCUUUCAAACCCACCGCAGACCAAAAAGGAAAAGGAAAUUUUAAAAAAAGAAAAGAGAAAAGCCUUAAGAAUUGCGGAGCCUGAUCGUCGCAAGCUACGGAAGGUUUUUGAUUGGCUUUUUACGAAUUUCAAUCCGUGGGACACAUAAAAGGAAGGGGUUGGAGGAGAGGGGAGGAGUAGUCAAAGUCAAAUACAGAUGCCGGAGGAGGAGUUGGUGGACAUAAAGUUCAGGCUGUACGAUGGGUCGGAUAUGGGGCCGUUCCGGUACUCGUCGGCCUCCACCGUCGAUAUGCUCAAGCAGAGGGUCGUCUCCGACUGGCCCAAAGGUAAAACAAUCAUACCAAAGGUGGCGAAUGAAGUGAAACUGAUUAGUUCUGGAAAAAUUUUGGAAAACAACAAGACUGUUGGUCAGUGUAAAAUGCCUUUUGGUGAUAAUGCUGGGGGUGUUCUCAUAAUGCAUGUUGUCGUACAGCCGUCUCCGGCAAAGACUAGAACAGAAAAGAAGAUUGAUGAUUCACCUAGGAAAAUUGUCUGUUCUUGUUCCAUAUUGUGAAAUCAACUGUGUAGAGCUGGUGAAUACCUUGCCCCUGGUGUCGAAGCUUUAGCUACAGAAGCAUACUGUGUCUGUUGCAGCACUCAUUUGUCCAAGUGCAUAUUGGUGAUGAUGUGUUUAUAAAAAAUCUGUGCUGUUGAUUACUUCAAAGUUCUCUUUCUAUCAGAAGGUUGCUGCUAGCCUGCUAUUGAAUAUGCUUUUUUAGUAGCAUUUCUUACUCUCUUUUUUGUGUCAUUUCUUAUGUUAGCCUGAAUGAUUUGUCGCUGGACCGCAAAUCUGUAUACAUCUUUCUAUGUAAAGACAAUCUGCAAUGAAAUCUCAAUGAGAAUGCCUGUCUGUUUGUGAUUGAUAA
Molecule: messenger RNA, 958 nt
Organism: Alnus glutinosa
Lineage: Eukaryota; Viridiplantae; Streptophyta; Magnoliopsida; Fagales; Betulaceae
Product: membrane-anchored ubiquitin-fold protein 3
Exons: 4
Coding region: 250-606 (118 amino acids)
Molecular function (GO): protein binding
Source: RefSeq, a predicted model, not a curated record